Messenger RNA from Eufriesea mexicana, 3169 nucleotides. RefSeq names its product Slowpoke binding protein (gene Slob). The coding region runs from base 1163 to 2656 and encodes 497 amino acids. The transcript is spliced from 9 exons. The record is from RefSeq and is a predicted model, not a curated record. Lineage: Eukaryota; Metazoa; Arthropoda; Insecta; Hymenoptera; Apidae.
CUCUGCUUCAUUUUACAAUCAACGUCUUUGAUAAACGUAAAACUGAUACUGUAAUCCAUAACGUAAUUGAGCAUGAUAGACGCGAUGCCGAUCGAAAUUAUAUGAAAUAUCAAUUUUCUCAAUGAAGUGUAAUGGUCAAUAAAUAUAUUGCAUAAAAUAUAUUGCAGACGGUAAAAAGAUGUUAUAAUUCGAUAUUUUCACCGACAAGUAGAAACGUAAACGCGCAGUUACAGCGAUCACAGCGGUAGAAAAUCAGCUGGGCCAGCGAAUCUGUGUCACGCUGGGGGGUUCUAGACUAGUGGUGCGGCUAUACCGAAUAUUCAGUAUUCGGCCGUCUUCCUCGACGGGUAGUAGCGCAGUGCCGCUCGGUUUACAGUAUCAUAGUUAUACCACACGUAUUACCGUCUUUCUAGCCUAUACCGUAUUCUCAUUUAACUACACGUGAACGUACAACUUAUUCUUAAUUGUUUUUGUUCACAAUCAUUGUUACAGGAGGAUCGUUGAAUAUUUCAAACAGCGAACUCAACAAAUUCAAGGAUAAAGACGUAAUCUUGGGAGAGGUAGUAUUUACCUGUAACAGACUGUUUAGUAGAGAAGCCGAAAUAAAAGUGACUAUAUAGUAAAGAGGAUAUUAAAAGCAUAUUGGAAAAUAACGAUACAUAUCAUUUUGAAUAUUACUCGCAUAGAUAACCCAUAAGAUGCUGAGGAAACGCGAAAAUAACCGAUCGCAAAACACGUAUACUAGAGAACAAUCAAGUAUCCUACGAACCCGAUUUUCUUUUUCAUCAUGACGUUUAAUCUUCUUAUCGCACAAUAACAGUCCGAUAAACUGAAAUAAUUGUUCGUUUCAAGCGUUGUACCAUGAAAAAGGGCAGUUUCUUAAGCUGUUCUAAUUAAUAGCUGUCCUAAUCUGUAAGAAAUAAUAGAUUUAUCGUGGAUCAUCGAUGUACUAUACUGUUGUGUUUGCAGCAGACAUUCGAUGUUUUUCUUGUAUAAACGAAAAAUUCGUGAUUAUCGAAUGUAUGACCUAUGAUCUAAUGAUAUUGUCAUCAACGCGGAAGGUGAAACGUUAUUAGAAUAAUUAAGAAAAUAAUUUGGGGUAUCAAUUAUGAGAACAAGCAAGCGAGUGCGCGCGUGAUUCAACGAUAUUCGAACGGCAUUCAUGCGUGACGAGAAAUUGGACAAAAUGUUCAAUUUGUAUCAAAAUUUAAACAAAAGAGACGAAGAUCACAAAGAAUCGGACGUGACCGGACACGACAGAUUCUGGCAGGAACGUCCGAGAACGCGCCGGAAACGUCGUGCCGUUAAUCGAAGAACUCAAAGCGCCAUUGAACUUGAUUCCGAGGCCAUAGUUUCCGCACGAGGUACUCUUCGCCGUGGAAGAAGCGCGAGCAUCGAAGACGAAGAUAGCGAUGAAGAAAAAAGUUACCAGUUGACCAAUAAAAUCGACAAUCUAGCCAAAAUAUUAUUUAGUCGCGUAUCCGCUGCAAGAGGUUGCAAGGAUUCCGAUGUCAGGAAUGGAAGGCACAGCUAUACUGCGCUGGGUCACGGAUCAUCCGUUUGCGAGAAUUCUGGUGAAUGCAUGGAAAUGGAGAAAAGGUCCAGGGACCGUGCCCUAUCAAUCUGCCAGACAUAUAUUUGUAGAAUGCCACGUUACAAUCUCGUCAAGCAGCUGUGUAAUCUCGGUUCUAGAAUGGACAAACACUGGUUCAUCGUGAGAGAUACUUCUUUAAAAACUGAUCGACUGGUUACGUUAGCUCCGUUAAGCAGAAAUUGCUCAUUGAGCAUAACCCCACUGACAAAAAAUAUUUUGAAUGAUUUGUUCUUAGCCUUACAACAUCCGUACAUAUGCCCGAUAUUUGAUAUCGAUUUUCUCGAAUUCGAGAGUCAAAACUAUGUGAUCGUGGUUCAACCGAUCAGUCAAGGCAGCCUGAAAGAUUUGAUAUACGGGAUCGAAAGAACAGGCUGGAACGAGGAUUGGAAUCAAAAGUACGGUUCUCGCGGUAAAGGACUUCCUUUACCUCAGGUUCAACAAAUGGGACGUCAGGUGCUGGAAGCAUUGGUUUUCUUGAAAGAAAGAGGAUUUCCGACUGUAAUCCAUUUACAUUCGGGAAACGUGCUCAUUCAAAACGGGGUCGCGCGUCUUGCCGGUCUCGAGAAUACACUUCUCGGCUUCACCAGUCGAAUACAUCCGUUGAUCGCUUCUAAAAUAUCUCAAACUGUUUCGAUCGAUAUGACAUGUUUCGGUCAUAUGUUGUUUGAGAUGUGUGCCGGUUAUGAAUUACCAUCGUUUAAGCCAAAUUCUAUACAUCUGUCGGAUGUUGAAAUGUAUCCACAAGUCGUCGAGCUACUCAAAUUCAUAUUCGGUGACUCACCUAAUCAUCACAAGAUUGUCGAGGAACUCCUUGUACAUGAUUUAUUCAGAAAUAUUGAUCUUCGUGAAAUGCGAAGUGCUACCGUCACAAUAUUUCGUCCCAGAUUAACACCGCCUAUAGUAAACUUACUUGACGGCAUUAAACGACAAAAUGCCAAUAAAAGAAUCAUACAGUUGGAGACUGUUGAUAGCGAUGCAAUGUCUUUGCAUAGAUCGCAUACUGUUUGCAAAAAUUCUUUGCUCGACGAGAUUUACAACGAGCUUUCAAACACAGCUGUUUAAUUAUGGGAACAAAAUUGAUUUUUCGGCGAUUUUACCAUUAUUAUAUACACUUAUUAUAUUUCUCUACCGAGUGCCAAAGAUUAUUCUAAUCUCUAUUGUUAAGAAUUAAUUCAUUAGUAGAUUUAAUAUAGCAAGAGCCUGGAGAGAAAAAUGAAGGAAGGCAAAAGAAAAUAAGAGACAAGAAAGAAAGAAAUGAUUUAUAAGAAAGAAAACGUGACAAAAGGGGAAAAAUGCAAAUCUUAUAAGUGCAAAGUAUUUUAUUACUUAAAAUAUCAAAAGACGUCUAAGAUACCUAUGGCUGCGAAAAAAGAAAUAGGAAAGUGAUAAAAUGUCAUUUUAUAAGAACUGUGAAUCUAACCAAACCCUUUUCUUGUAAUUUUCCCACAUAUUUCUAUGACAUUUUCAUACAAUUUCAUUCCAAAUCAUCUAGACAAUGUAGAUGACUUAAAACAAAUGUAUUCAAAGAAACAUCGUAGUAUUGUCUGAUGUUUCGAUUAUAUAUGCAUAGUGGCA